CUGUGUGUGAAUUUGAAUCUGACCUUGAAAAAGUCCGCUGGCCUAGCGGGUUAAACGACUAAUAUUAGCAUCACGAUCGCUCAACACACUACCUACUUCUAGUUUCUAUCCCAAGAUUAUAGUGAUUUUGGGCUUGUGUUACUUCUAAUUGUUGUUGAUUGCUUUCCUUGAUGCAACCUUCGUCACUUUCGCUACUUUGCAUGCUCCAUUAGUACACGUAGCACCUUCUGGCUAAAUACGUACCGCUACGUCAAUGGCAAGAACUUCUAGGUAUCGCUAUGGUAAUUAUGAAGUAUAGGAUAUCGUCGACUAAAAAAUGUAUUAGUAAGUUUUUGGUUUCAAAACGCGCAUACGUAGUUGUAGAGUAACUCAUUCACAAGUAACUAUAAGCUUUUAUGAAUAUUAGACAGCUGCAGGUCAAACUAAGACACAUUCUUUAAAAAGCUACACAGUUCUUUUAAAGUUCGUCCAUGUCUUGUUAAUUUGUUAGUGCAGACGAUGGCUGAUGUUCCUGUAAGAAAAUAAGCUAUAUGGUCUCGGUAUAUCUUACUGUAUUUCAAGGUGUUACUCGUCAGUCACUCCUCACAUUGGUUGAUGUUUUAGCUAUCUAGAUUCAUAGGUUAGUUAAAAUCAUCACUCUGUUAAUAUCCAGACAAGGAUUUCAAGGAACAAACUAUUCACAUCCUCUGACUAGCAGUUCCCAAUCUGUCUAUGAAUAAGACCUUCAUUGGUUCCAGCAAAAUCAUGUUCACCAGACCCAUCAUAGUUAUAUAACAUCAGUACCGUGGAGAGUUUACUUCUACUGAUGUAGUUGGAUGUAGAUAAGCAUUGCAACGCAGUAGCUGCCCAAAGUUUUUGUGCGUUAUGGUUACUUCACUAAGUAUUCAAAUGCUUUGACGAAGAUAUGUUUCGAAUUCUAUAUACCACCUACGUAAGACGACACUUAGAGUACUGUAUUCCAGUAGUUGGUUCAUGUCUUAUUAAGGAUAUUGGGCAUGUUCAGGGUGUGGGAAGUCAAUUAAUGAUUAUAUGUUAACCCCCUUACGAUGGGCACUUAAAAUGCCAAGCCUUUCCUCCUUAUCGUAUUGUAGGACGCGAGAUGACAUUAUUUUGUUAUUCUGUAACUUUGAUUACGAUUUGGGUGUUAAUAUCUCAUCUUUUUACUCCCUCUAGCACUAAUAAUCUUCGAGACCAUAGUAAAAAAGUUCAAAAACCCCGAUCUAAUAAACUCAGAGUGGGGUUCAUUUUUUCCCAAAGAGUGGUCAAUGACCGGAAUGUUUUACCCAAACAAGUAUCAGCCCUAUGUGUGAACAUUUUCAAGGAGGAACUGGGCCUUCACGAGAAAAUCUGUAUGGAUUAACACAGGUCCACCGACCUACCAUUCUCAUUACUGAAGAAUGAAGAUAGAUGGACUCAGUUCAGUCCAAGCUGUCUGGCCUGAAAAAUCCUCAAUACAUCCUAGUACCAUUUGCCUCGUACUCAAAUAGAUUAACACAAUGCGUAAGAUCAGUCCACAAAGUUACUGACUGCUGAAUUCGGUUAGAUUUCGAACGAUAGUCGUAAACAAUGGUUAGAGUCUGUAGGUAGCAUUGUUCAGAAUCGACCUCUGGCCCAGAUUCAUCCCCUUUGUAUUUUGAAAUAUUCCCAUACUUUUUAUUUCACGAGUUUAUUAUGUACUCAUUAUCUACACCCAGUAUUUUCUCCCAUCAAUACUGUUACUAUUACCACUACACUGGCUUUGUGUUGAUAAUUUCACCUCUGUGCUGAUAUAGUUUGGUAAGUUGAACCAGUACGCAUGUUCCGGUUUUUACGUUGCUUAUGUCUGACCGAGGUGAUCUAAAUAGUUUCUCCCCAUCAUCACGAUAUUAGAAUAUCGCGAUGCAAUACUGAAGAAAUACUAUAGAGUUUAGAAAGUGUCUGAAUAUAUAAACAGAGCUCCAAGCGCGGAUUAGUGAUAUCAUGUGGUUUCGACAAUAAUAUUUCCUUAGGACAAACCCAUUUCCCCUCGAAAUAAGCCGAAAUUCAACUACCUACUGAUACCACUACGGUUGCUACAGUUAAUUGGUUUAGCUAAAUACCUCCUUGUGAUAUGUCUUGAACCGUUUUCUAGAUUACUUCUUUAGCACAAGAUGACUGGUUCCUGCCAACUUGUAACAAAAAUAUCGGAUACCGAAUUAAAUAUUUUUAAACAAAUUAAUAGUACCUAAUCCCCUUGUAUUAUUUUAUGUGGGUGGAUUUGUAAACUUCUUUACUAAACCUGUGGAUAAUUUGCAUCGAGGUUUCUAUGAUGCGCUUUUCCUACGCAGACACCAACUAAUGAAAAACGACUACGAUAAUAAUCUGUCCUUAGCAACUGGAGGUUUCGAUCAUACUAUCCGAAUGUGGCAACCGAGCACUGGAAAAUAUAUCCAAGGUUUUCAGCACAAUGAAUCACAGGUCAGUUACUUAAAUGUAUUCGAAACCUAAAUCUCUAGGUAAACGCUCUUGAAUUUUCCCGCGACGGACAGUAUCUAGCAGCUGGUGGUUAUGGUCGAGUUCGUAUCUAUGAUGUUCAGGGUCCCGCAACACCCUUCGUUAUGGUUUCAGAUUUCACGAAAAAUGUAAACACAGUUGGCUUUAAUGAUACAGGGAACUGGAUGUUUGCAGGAGCUGAAGAUCGUGUAGCAAAGAUUAUAGAUUGGCGAGCCGGUGGAAAUCUGUGGAUAACACGUAUUUACCAGAGGUUGGCGGUUAGGGACGUGAGCAGUCGUUAUUGUGACUUUGAGAAGCAGACUUAACACUACAUUUAAAACAAAGCACUUUCCUAGUUCAAUGGUUAUCCUAUAAUUUUAUCCUUCUUUCGUGUCCGUGUUUAGUUUGAUUGUCUUCCAACUGUUGUUCAGUUUCACCUCUUAUAUUGUCGUUGAGUGUAACAACCUGGAUCGACUCAAUUUUGCGCAAGUUUCGACUUUGAGUUGUAUUGAUUUUUUCUUCGAGUAUUGAUUCAGUGGUUCAAAAAAUACUGGAUAGUAAUGGAAUACUAAAGCUUUGAAGUGAUUAUUAUCAUCAUUCGCUUUAUUAUACUAACCUGUGAACGUGAAACUUGGCUAAACAAAUAGGCGUAAGUACAUACUAGUCUUCACAGAUUAAAAUUUUAUAAACAGGUUGACUCACAUUACUUUUAAUUUUUUCACUUUUGUUAUCCCAUAAUGCAUACUUAUUAACUUCAACUUAUAGCUUAGUAACUAAUUGAUUUAAUCAUUAUCCUGGUCUGUUGGAACAGCCAUUUCGUACUCUUUUCUCAGUGUUUCUGUUUCUUACAUAAGGUUGUAAUAAAAAAUAAAGAAUACACAAUUUAGAUAGACAAUCAGUGGUCUAUGAUUAAGUGCCACGGUUAUGAAGUUCAUAAGCCGUGGAUAGCUACAGAACACUUUUAGUUUCUUAUUAGAUAUUUGUAUACGUCUCCUAAUUCACCAUAGGGAUUAUCCAAAUAGUUUUUAUGUAGACGUGCAUUGGCCGUUUGUGUGAACUUGAUAAAUGUAAUUCCAUCCUCAGGUCUUACAAUAAUUUGACUUCAAAGUUGUUAUACUUAAAGUUGUUCAACCCUCACAUAUCGCUCUUUGUUUCUCAGUACUCUAAUAUUUGACGGACAAUUGUGAUUGUGUAACCUCAGAUAUUAUUACUAUCGGUAUUACUUUAUUAGAUAAUGGGAGUAUUCUAAGUCAUGUUAGCAGUAUUCAAAACCAGAACAUCAUCUGUUCUUUUUUGUUCUUACGUAGACGUCCUCGAGCAUUAAUACAAUGUUGCUUCAUCGCAAUCAACAUGAAAUUCUCAUCGGAACAAGUAAAGGAGAAGUUAUAGUUUGGGACCUUCGCAACAAUGCGGCUAAUUCUAUAUGCAUUGAUGGCCAAAUUGAACCCAUUCAUAGUUUAUCUAUUGACCAAGAAGUAACUUCAUUAGCUGCAGUUAACUCUGCUGGUCAACUUAUUGUUUGGUCUUUAACAGGUGAUUCUGCUUGGAAACCUAUCGAAAAACAUCGGCAGAAAGUACAUCCAACUUAUGUUCUGAAAGUGCAAUUUUCGCCAGAUAGUACAUUGAUAGCUACUGGGGGAGGUGAUGGGAAAUUUAAUCUUUUAAAGACUGCUGAUUUCAGUUUAGUUACAACGCGACAAGGUAGUCCAUCAGGUCAUCACUGGGUUUGGGAUUGCGCAUUUUCGGCAGACUCUCGCUUUUUGCUCACUGCGACUUCCGAUGGAGUUGCUCGCUUAUGGAAUUUGGAGACAGGUGAAGUACCCGUUGAAUACAAAGGACAUCAGAGAGCAAUCACUUGUAUGGCAUUCCGUGAUCAUUCUUUGAAGUCUAUGUAGUCUUUAACUCAAUGAAAACUAGAUGUAUAGUAUGAAAACAAAUGCUUGAUCUUAUGGAUUUUUACUUUUUUUUUAAAGCUGUUAUAAACGUGGUACAGCAGAUGUUAAUGCUUGCAAAGUGCCGUCGAAAAAUUCAAUUUAUGUGAAUUGAUAGGUGAAUGAACCUUUUACGAUUUCAAACGAUUUAUACUUUUUACAGUAAUGCACUUACUCUAGUAAGAAUUGUAAAAUAAGGACCUUGUUGUGUGAAUCCGCAUUGUUCCACCUGUGUAAAAGUUAUUUAGACCCAUGAGUUGUAGUCAUUACGCUUUCCGAAGUUUGUUUGUCACGCAGGUUUCUAUAGUUGUUGUUUUAUAGUUCACAAAUAGAUUCGUUCUUGGGCCAAUAUGUUUCAUUGAAAUUAUGAACUAACCAAUGGUCUACAGUUUAAGCGUUUGCAUACGACACUGAAAGUUCUAGGACCAUUUCUGGUUUCUGGUGUGAACACGAAACACUCGUGUUUUUUUGACAAUAGGAAUUGAAGACUACUUGGUCUGGGUCCGCGCAACCAUUGUAACCAGUGGUUGGAGACUCUGUUUGACAGUGCUCAGAAUCGAUCACAAGGGCGUAGAUGCAUACACUCUUUGCCUUCCCUUAAACCAUGUGAUUAAGAUUGCUCUAUACCUUUUUUUCUAUGGACUAAUUCCUUAUUCCUGUAUUAUAUCCUUAUACGCGAUCUUGCUUUAAAUACAUUACUAUCAUUGAA
Schistosoma guineensis is the source of this 5091-nucleotide messenger RNA. Lineage: Eukaryota; Metazoa; Platyhelminthes; Trematoda; Strigeidida; Schistosomatidae. The record is from the annotation of a GenBank genome assembly.